Messenger RNA from Dictyostelium discoideum AX4, 2577 nucleotides. RefSeq lists its product as hypothetical. Bases 1 to 2577 code for a protein of 858 amino acids. The transcript has a single exon. Lineage: Eukaryota; Evosea; Eumycetozoa; Dictyosteliales; Dictyosteliaceae. The record is from RefSeq and is a predicted model, not a curated record.
AUGGAAAAGGAAUUAUUUUUUAAAGUUUUUAAUAAUAUUUUUUUAAAAUCAAAAAUUAAAUAUUAUUUAAAAAAAGAAUUUAGAAAUGGAGUUUAUGAAUGGGAAGAAUUGAAAUCAACAGAAUGGUUAAUAGAGAAUGGUUAUUUAAAUGUAUUAAAAGAGAAAAUUAAAAGAAAAGAAGAAUUAUCAUUCUAUUGUAAUGGUAAAAAAAAAGCAAGACUUUUAACAAAUCUAAAAUAUGAUAAUAAUCCAAGUGGUGAUACAAUUAAAACAAAUAGCAUUCCAAAAGCAAUAAUCUAUUAUAAGAAUUCAAUAUUUAACAUUUUUCAAGAAAAUACUCUUGAGAAUUUUAAUUUCUUUUCAACAUUAUUUAAUAAUUAUAAGUCAAGUUUUGGUUAUAUGUUAACAGAAUCGUUGAAAGAUAUAAUUAGAAUUUCAAUUGAAUAUGAUAAUGUUUCAUCAAUUAGAGUAAUACUUGAACAAUAUAAUUUCAACAUUGACUCAAAUAUUGAUACAUUAAUAGUACACUCGAUUGAUAUUGGUUCAUUUCAAAUUUCAAAUUAUUUAUUAUCAAUUAAAAAAUUAAAUAAUAAUAAUAAUAAUAAUAAUGAAUUUAAUUUAUCAGAUUAUCAUAUUCAAAGGGUUUGGGAAAGAGCUAUAAGCUUUAAAAAUAUUGAAGAUGAAAUUGAAUUGGUAAUUAAAAAAAUUGAAUAUUUAGCAAUUGAAUUAAAUAUUAAACCACCAAUAAUAUUAAAUGGUGUAGAAUUAAUAUUUUUAAAAUUAAAUAUUGAGAUUUAUAGACAACCAUUAUCAAUUGUAAUUGGAUUAUGUAAAAUUUGUAUAUUAUUAAAAGACCAUUUAAAACCAUACUUGGACCCAUCAUCAUUAAUAAAAACUAAACAUUUUAAUAAUGUUUAUUUCUUUCCAACAGAUUUAAAAUUAAACUUUAUAUCAGAUUUAGAUCAUUUCUCAACAAUUUUAAAAAUUGAAGAAUUAAAUAAAAUCAUUGAAAAUUUUAAUAAAGAGAAAUUAAAAAUUCCAAUUUUUAAAUUUAAUAAAUCAAAUGAAAGUAUAAGAAUAUUAAUUAAUAUAUUAAUUAAAUUAUCACCAACAAGUAAAUUAAAUUCAAAUUAUGUAUUUUAUAAAGUUAAAUUUCAAAAUCAAUUAUUAAAUCAAAAAUAUCUAUUACUAUGUGAUAUGAAUGAUUAUCAUGAAGAAACUGGUCAAUUAAUAAUUAAUGAUCAAAUUGAAUGGGAUAUUAGUAAUUUCAAUUGGUCAAAUAGUCAUUUACCUUAUAAAUCAUUUUAUUCAAGUCAAAGUUUUCCAAAAGAUGAUAAAAAAUUGGUUUUUAAAUAUUUUAAAGAUUUAAAACCACCAUAUAUAAUUGGUGAUAAUAAUAAUAAUAAUAAUAAUAAUAAUAAUAAUAAUAAUAAUAAUAAUAAUAAUAAUAAUAAUAAUAAUAAUAAUCCAAUUUAUUUUCAAAAAGAUUUAACAGAAUUUUUAUUAUUUUCAAUUAAAAAUGAUAAUUUUGAAUCACUUCAAUUAUUAUGUGAAAGAUUUAAACCAAAUUUUCAAGAAUUUUCAAGACCUUCACCAUACUUUUUUAUGAAAUCAAUUGAAUCAUUUGAUUUAGUUUAUAGUUUAGAUAUUUUAAAAAGUAGAGCAUUAAUGGAAAUUAAAUAUAAUUAUAAAUUAGCAAGCCAUUUUAAAGAAAAUUAUAGAGAUGAUUAUUAUAAUCAAUUAGAGAAUCAUUUACCUGAAAAUUCAAUUCAUUCACCUUAUGAAUUUAAUCUAUCAAAAUUUCAAUUCAUUUUUGAAAAUUGGUUAGAUUUUAAAAAGUAUCAUAGUAAUUUCCUUGAAUUAAUUUCAGAUACAAUUAAACAUGGUUCACCAUUAUCAUUAAAUGAUUAUAUUGGAUUUAUUAAAAUGUUUCCAAUUGGAUAUAAUAAUAAUAAUCCACCAAUUUCUAAUAGAAAUAAUAUCGAUCAACAACAAUGUGAACAAAUUUAUUAUUGUUUAAAAAAUAGAGCAGAUUUUCAAUUUUACAUUGUUUUAAUUUUACCUUCAAUAUUAUUAGUAGAGUAUUUAUCAACCGAUUCAGAAAAAUUCAUUUAUAGACAUUUCAUUCAUACAACUUUAUUAUUAAAAACAAAUUAUAAUUUAAUUUUAAAUGAAAUUUCAAAUAGAGGUGAUACUAAUUUUAUUUCAACUUUUUUAACAAUACUAAAUAAUAAUAAUAAUAAUAAUAAUAAUAGUUUUCAAAUAGAAUUAAAAAAGGAUAUGUUUAUUAAUGAUUUAUUAUUUAACUCUAUAAAGCAUGGUAGUUUCAUGAAAUUUAUAACAUUUUUAUCAAGUUUAAAUUAUUCUUUAAAUUUAAAAGAUCCUAAUGAAUUUAUUAUUGAAGGAAUAAACUCAAAUCAAAUUAAUGUUGUAAUUUACUUUUUAAAAUCAAAAGGAUCAAUAGAUUUUUCUUCUUUAUUAGCUAAAUUCAAUAACAAUAACAAUUAUAAUAACUAUUGUUUUUCACUUAAUUAUUUAUUAAGUAAUAUUAAUAAUUUAUUAGAAAUAAAAAAUUAA